This is a messenger RNA of Carcharodon carcharias (great white shark), 1843 nucleotides long. Its product is annotated as glucose-6-phosphatase catalytic subunit 1-like. Gene Ontology annotation, biological process: gluconeogenesis; glucose 6-phosphate metabolic process. The transcript is spliced from 5 exons. Gene Ontology annotation, cellular component: membrane. The coding region runs from base 1 to 1074 and encodes 357 amino acids. Gene Ontology annotation, molecular function: glucose-6-phosphatase activity. The record is from RefSeq and is a predicted model, not a curated record. Lineage: Eukaryota; Metazoa; Chordata; Chondrichthyes; Lamniformes; Lamnidae.
AUGGACACUGGGAUGGACCUGCUCCACAGCUCAGGGGUAGAACUGGUGCAGUAUCUACAGUUGAAUUACAAGGAUUCCCAGAGCUGGUUCACUUUUAUCUCUUUUGCUGCUGACCUGAGAAAUACUUUCUUUGUUUUCUUUCCCAUCUGGUUCCACCUGUGUGAAGCAGUGGGCAUCAAACUCAUCUGGGUGGCAGUCGUUGGAGACUGGCUCAACCUCAUCUUUAAAUGGAUAUUAUUUGGCCAGAGACCUUACUGGUGGGUUCGUGAAACAUCCUACUAUGUCAACUCAUCUUUUCCUGUAUUAGAGCAAUACCCCAUCACCUGUGAAACAGGGCCAGGAAGCCCCUCGGGUCACGCCAUGGGGUCAGCUGGGGUUUGGUAUGUGAUGGUGACAGCAUUUCUGACCAGCACACUUCAGAAUAAGCAAUUUCCUUUAUGUUACAGGUGUCUUCGUGCUGUCCUUUGGACUGUAUUCUGGAUGAUGCAGGUCUGUGUCUGUGUAUCCAGAGUGUUUGUGGCCACUCAUUUCCCACACCAGGUCUGUCUGGGGGUCAUUUCAGGGAUGGUUGUGGCUGAAAUAUUUUGUCGAAUUAAUGCAAUCUACAACGUAACCUUCAAGCAGUAUCUGAAGAUCACCCUCUCCCUGUUUUCCUUCGCUCUGGGCUUUUAUCUGCUGUUGAAAUUGGUGGGAGUGGAUCUGCUGUGGUCCGUGGAGAAAGCCCAGAGAUGGUGCGCCCGAGCAGAAUGGGUCCACAUUGACAGCACUCCCUUCGCUGGUCUGGUCAGGAACAUGGGAGCCCUGUUUGGAUUGGGAUUAGCUCUCAACUCCCCUAUUUAUGUGGAAAGCCGCAAAGGAAAGAGAGGCCAGCAGUUCAGCUUCAGACUAAGUUGCAUUGUGACGUCCUUGAUCAUCCUGCACCUGUUUGACUCUAUGAAGCCCCCGACACAGAGAGAAUUCCUCUUUUACUUACUGUCUUUCUGUAAAAGUGCUGCAGUGCCUCUGGUAGCCGUGGCAUUUGUACCGUACUGUAUCUCUCAACUUAUAAACCGCGAGGGAAAGAAGCUCCUAUAGAUUUCUGAAAAUGAAACGUUAUCACAGGUAUUAAGGUGAGUGGUCAGGGGACCCUAAAAAAAAAUCAGUCUACAUUUAACUGAUUCAUGUACAUGACAUAAGAAAUGCUGCACAUCUUUCUGCUCAAAACUCACUUCCACUAUAUGUUCUUUGAGAUAGAGCAGAAGUAACUCGCCAGAGGUUUCCUGCUGCUGGUUAGCUGAUUGACAUCUGUGGCAGUAAUUUUUUUAUUAAGUACCUCUUUAGUAUGGAUGGGGGAUAUAGGAUGAGUGGAUCGAGGUGUUGACAGGUUUGGGGGUGAUAUGCUCCACCCUUCCACGUUUUAACUUGCCAGAAUUCAGACACAGGAAAGCUGCUCACACCAGAGGAGCUGGGGCGGAAUUUAAGUGGCUGCCCUUUGCUCCACAACCUUGGGCCUCUUCUCCCCUGCCUCCACCCCCGUCAACUUCCCCGUUGCAAACCUUACCAAUUCCCACUUUGUCACUUCUCCAGCUGUUGCAGUCGUUUUCUGAUGGCAUCAAUUGGAAAUGGCAAUGGUUCCUACUUCUUCUCAUUCUCAAUGAUGACUCGGGAAAUUAGAGAAUGGCUCUGCCUAUUUUAAAAGAGGAUUCAGUCUUAUGUCAUCUGCAGGUGGUAUUCCAUUGGUAUUAACAUUUGGUCAGUGGCUUCACAAAUAAUUGAAUUUUAGACCCUUGAAGCAUGGCAAGAUCUUGAAUUGUUAUUUAUUUAUUUUUAGUGAUUGUGUUUUUGUUUCAGGAAGGGUAUAAAG